Molecule: messenger RNA, 1713 nt
Organism: Aspergillus affinis
Lineage: Eukaryota; Fungi; Ascomycota; Eurotiomycetes; Eurotiales; Aspergillaceae
Product: FAD-dependent oxidoreductase
Exons: 3
Coding region: 1-1713 (570 amino acids)
Molecular function (GO): oxidoreductase activity; FAD binding
Source: RefSeq, a predicted model, not a curated record
AUGAAGGCCUCCCUCUGGACCUAUAGCUACUUGCUCUUCUGGACCGGCGUCGUCGAGGCCCGGUCCGCAUGUCGCUAUCUCCCCGGGGACGCAGAAUGGCCGUCGGACAGCGCCUGGGCGCGACUCAAUCGGACGGUCAACAAUCGGUUGAUUGCGACGGUGCCUCUGGGGUCUCCGUGUCAUGAUGAGGCCGUCGACGCCGCGCGAUGUGACGAAUUGAAGGAACAAUGGGUAUAUCCACAGCUACACGUGGAGGACCCGUCGUCCAUCGUGGCCCCGUAUUUCCAGAACCAGAGCUGCGAUCCGUUCACGUCGCCGUCCAGCCCGUGUCGGAUUGGGAACUACGUCGAGUAUGCCAUCAACGUGUCGACGGCGGCGGACGUAGCGGCCGGGCUGGUAUUUGCGCAGAAAUGGAAUAUUCGCCUGGUGAUAAAGAAUACCGGGCAUGACCUCCUCGGCCGUUCGACCGGCAAAGGCGCCUUAGGGCUUUGGAUGCACAACCUGCGCUCGCUCUUGCUCUCCAACUACCGCAGCUCGCACUACACGGGCAAAACCAUCACUAUGGGCGCCGGCGUGCAAGCCUUCGAAGCGUACGCUUUCGCGGCGCAGCACCACUUGCGCGUCGUCGGAGGCACCUGCUCGACCGUCGGGCUGAGCGGUGGCUAUACGCAAGGCGGCGGACAUUCGAUGCUAUCGACGCAAUACGGCCUGGGCGCCGACCAGGUGCUGGAAUGGGAGGUGGUGCUGGCCAACGGAUCGCACGUUCGCGCCUCGCCUGCCUCGCAUCCCGAUCUUUACUGGGCCCUGUCCGGCGGCGGCGGCGGUACCUUCGCCGUAGUACUCUCUAUGACCGUCAAAGCCCACGUCGACACGCCCGUUACUGGCGCCAGCCUAACCGUUAGCCAGAAGUCGAGCUCGCCCGACGCCGCCGACCAGUUCUGGCACGCCGUCGACGCCUUCCACGCCGCCAUGCCCUCCUGGAUCGACGCCGGCGCCGCCACCGGCUACUAUCUCGUCGACGGCGCGCUGUCGCUGAUUCCCGCGACGUUUCCCAACCGUACCGCGGCCGAGGCUGAGGCGUUGAUGAAGCCCUUCCUGCAGCGGCUGGACGCUCUCGACGCGCUCGCCAUUUCCUUUAACGUGUCCUCGUUCCCCGGCUAUCUCCCCUUCUUCGAUCACUACUUCGGCCCUCUGCCGUACGGCGCGUACACGUCGGCGCAAGUGCAAGGUGGGAGGCUCGUGCCUCGCGCGGUGCUCACGUCGCCCGAGUCUAACGCGGCGCUCACGACGGCCCUACGCACCGUCACGUCGCACGGGGCCUUCCAUGUCGUCGGGGUCGGCCUGGACGUGUCGAACGCUGCCGCCCCGUCUAACGCGGUGCACCCGGGCUGGCGCAAGGCGGCCACCACGCUGGUAGUCGCGGCGAACUGGGACUACGAGCGGCCGUUCGCGGAUAACGCGGCGCACGAGACGCUUAUUACGGAGCAGUUCGAUCCGCUGCUGCAGGAGAUCACGGGGCCAGAGAGCGGCGCGUACAUGAACGAAGGCGACUUCCGGCAGGGGGACUUCCGGCGGCAGUUCUUCGGCGACAACUACGGGCCUCUGCGCGCGAUCAAGCGGCGGUAUGAUCCGCGGGAGGUGUUCUACGGGACGGCAAUGGUGGGGAGCGACGGGUGGAGGGUUGAGAGGGACGGAAGGUUGUGCAGGGUUUAG